AUGUCAUUUUCAAAUGAAUUACAGAGUGAUGAUAUUUCGGAAGAAUGUGUUGAAUUUUCAUUGUACAAGCAAAAGUACUCAUCUUCUCUAUUAUCAAGAUCAAAAGUAUCAUCAGAAAUAAAUGAACCAUUGUCAUUAUCAUCACAAAAAAUCAUAAGAAGAUAUGUCAAGAAAAAUGUGAAAAAGCCUAAUCAUCAUCAACUGAGAAGUACAUUCAGUGAUAUAGAUUGGACAAAUUCUUACAAUAAAGAAUUCGAUCGUUUAUUCACCAACACAAUAACAUCUAACGAAGAUGUCAUGAUGAAAAUAGAUUAUGUUGAAAAUUGGAUAAAUGUACAACCUAUUAUUAAUCCUAUCACAAAUAUAUCUAAUUCCAAUCAUUUAUUAUCACGUUUAAUCAAUUAUGCUAUUGAUGGACAAUUACGUGUUAGCCAUUUUCGAAGUAUUUGUUGGCGUAUAUUUCUUGAUAUUUUACCAAAUGAUAUCAAUCAAUGGUCAAAACAAUUAAAAAAAGAUAGAGAAUAUUUUACAAUGUUAAAUUGUCAAAUUAAUAUUAAUCCACAUACGAAUUAUAUCAAAUCAGAUGAUCAUCCAUUAUCAGAUAGUAGGACAAGUUUAUGGAAUAAAUAUUUUUAUUCAUUAAAAGUAAAACGUUCUAUAGCAAAAGAUGUUUGUAGAACAUUUCCAAAUGUGGAAUAUUUUCAUAAUCAAAAUAUCCAUAAUAUUAUGAUUGAUUUACUAUAUAUUUAUACAGAAAAUGAAAAUAUAUCUUAUCAACAAGGUAUGCAUGAAAUUUUAGCACCUUUAUUAUUUGUUUUACAUUGUGAUCUAACUGCAUUUGAACAUGUUGUAGAAAUGAAAAUUAUAUCAUCUGAUUUAUGGAAUCAUUUAAAAUAUAUUAUGAAUAAAGAAUAUUUUCAAGCUGAUGUUUACAUAAUGUUUGCAAAAAUUAUGAAUUCCGUAAAAAAUUGGUAUCCUCAAAUAAAAUUAUCAAAUAAUAUUAAUAUUAAUAAUAAUAAUGACAAAAGAAUCAGAAGACGUACAGUUAUAGGAUUACCGACAACAAUAACAGCUUUAAAAUCACAAACAAGUUCAAACAAACAGCAAAAUUCAAACUCUAAUAGUCAAGGACAAACCCAAUUGAUGGUUACCAAUAAGAUGCAAAAGAAUAUUACAAAUAAUAAAAAUCGUAAUGAUUGUAAAUAUUUUAAAAUUUACUAUGGUGAUGAUAGUGAUGAAUCCAGUGGAACGGAUCAUGAAGAAAUAGAAAAUAACAGUUGGGAAGUCAUAGAAAAAUAUGAACAGAAUAAAGAUGAAUCAAAACAAUGUGACUAUGGAAAUCAAUACACAUUCCAUUUUGAUCAAGAAGAACAUGUUAAGCAUAAUUGUUCAGGUGAUUGUUUUGUAGAACAAAUACAUCAACAAUUAUUACUGAGACACAACCCAUUAUUAUAUGCCCAUUUAAGAAGAUUGGAAAUAUCACCAAAACUAUUUGGUUUAAAAUGGAUACGUUUAUUAUUUGGUCAUGAAUUCCCCUUGCAAGAUUUAUUAUAUAUCUGGGAUUGCAUAUUUGCCAUAAAUAAUAAUUUAGCAUUUGUUCCUUAUAUGUAUUUAAGUAUGCUGUUGCGUUUAGCACCAUCAUUAAUAAAAUAUGAGUUUACAGAAUGUUUAACACUAUUAAUGAACUAUCCAACUGAUAUAGAUGUGACGUGUUUAAUCCAUUCGGCGUUACAUUUUUAUAAACCACAUUUAUAUAACAAAUCAUUAAAUGUUCAAGAUUACUAUUCUAUCUGUGACAACAUUACUAUUGAUGAUGAUAAUGACAAUAAGAAUGAUAAUGCUGCAAACAGUAAAACCAAUGAUAUAUCCAUUAAUACUAGUUGUAGCAGCAAUGAUAUGAAUACUACGAAUUAUGACGAAAAGGAUAGUGAUAUUGAGAAUAUUGACAAAACAAACAAUAGUAUCAAUAGAUAUAAUGCUAGUAAUAAUUACGCUAAAAGAAAUACAAUAUCAUAUCUUCCAUAUUUAAGCGAUAAAAUAAAAUCUAAAUUCAAGAAUACACUUUUUAGAAAUCUUUCCAAAAAUUAUCCGAAAACAACAAAUAUGAAUAAUCUUAUUACUAUUACUAACCUUAUAAGACGAAGUAUGACAUUUAAAAAUAGUAAACAAUUGAUGAGUAUACCAAGAGGCAGAUCAUUAGCCAAUUUUCCAUAUCUAAAAAAAUCACUACAGAUCAAGUGGAAUGAAGAAAAUAUUCAACUUUCAAAUAUUAUGACAUCAACUGAAAAUACAAAUAAUAGUGAUAAUAAUAACAAUAAUAGAACAGUUCAAUCAAGCUACAACCUCAUGUCUUUAAAUGUUGAAGACAUCGAAGAUAAUAAUGACAGUGAUGGCAGUAAGGCUUCCUUAUUUUAAUGAAUUAAAAGCUGAUCAUAAACACUCUACAACUUAGACAUGGAAACAUCUAUCUACAACAAAACUAGGUUACUCUUCACUUGUCAAUUAAAAGGUUAUUUGGAACUGAACAAAAUAUCAAUAAUGAAAAUUGUAUGGAUCGAACAAUGAUGAUUCGGCAGAAUUUACAGAUCAAAAAUCCAGUUGAACAAAAAAAUCAAUGAAAUAAAACUACACUGUUAUCCAAUAACACCACUAUCUCAACCAGUUAAUUCUCUCAGUUAUCAAGAUAAUGA
This is a messenger RNA of Schistosoma turkestanicum, 2690 nucleotides long. The record is from the annotation of a GenBank genome assembly. Lineage: Eukaryota; Metazoa; Platyhelminthes; Trematoda; Strigeidida; Schistosomatidae.